AUGGAGGAUCAAAAGGUCCCUUUAGAGGCUCAGGCCAUUGUCCAGAAGAUGACAAUCGAGGACAAGGCCGCAUUCCUCACAGGCCAUCGGAUGUGGAGGACGCACAGCCUCGAUCAUCUCGGGGUGCGUGCCCUUGUCAUGACUGACGGAACUCAUGGCGUGCGCUACUCCAUCCCCCAGAUUGACGAGGACCAGCCGGCCGGGCAGGACUUUGAAGCCUUCCUUUCAAUGGUCAAUCGCAAGGCAAACGAGGUCGAGGUCGCCUGGGGCACGAUGAAGCCGGCAACUUGCUUCCCCAAUGGCUCAAGUGUCGCAUGUUCCUGGGACGUGGACCUCGCCUUCCAGAUGGGCGCUGCCCUUGGGCUUGAAUGCCGGGCCUUUGGUAUCGACCUCCUUCUCGGACCAGGCGUCAACAUUCGGCGGACACCGCUGGGCGGCCGGGUGUAUGAGUACUUGUCCGAGGAUCCCAUCCUGACUGGCGAUCUGGCAGCAAGCUUGAUCAAUGGUCUGCAGGGUCGCGGCGUCGGCGCGUCGAUUAAGCAUUUUGCCUGCAACAACAACGAAGUCGAGCGCACCACUAUGAACAACAUUAUUGACGCUCGUGCGUUGCGGGAGAUCUACCUCUUGGGCUACCAACGGGCCAUUAAGAAGAGUGACCCUUGGACCGUGAUGAGCUCCUACAAUAGGCUUAAUGGAGUCCAGGUCGCUGAGAAUCCAUGGCUGCUCAACACUGUGCUUCGCGAGGAAUGGGGCUAUAAAGGCCUCGUCAUGUCAGACUGGCACGGCAUCAAGGAUCGCCCGGCAUCGGUUGCUGCCGGCAACGACCUCGACAUGCCCGAAAGCAAAAGCCGGCACGAGGACCUCCUGGCCGCCAUGAAAUGCGGCAAUCUCUCCAUGGAGGCGGUUGAUCUAUCUUGCCAACGGCUCAUCGAGCUGGUCCGUAGGUGCGAACAAGGUUCCAAGAUCGCUGUGCCGGCGCUCGACGCAGAUGCCCACCAUCAGCUUGCUCGGAGAAUUGCUGGCAGUUCCAAUGUUCUUUUGAAGAAUGAUGGAGGGAUUCUCCCCUUGCGGCCUGGACACGUCAAAUCCAUCGCUGUCAUCGGUGAAAGCGCGGUUGAAGCCGUCAUCCAGGGUUCUGGAUGUGCAACGACAGCACCAACACAAGUGGAUGUGCCUCUGGAUGAGAUCCGUGCUCUUGCCGGCCAGGCGCAGAUCAGUCACUACCGGGGAACAGGCUCUCAAGAUGCUUCCAAUGAGGCUGUUGCGGGAGCACGUGCAGCCGAAGUGGCCAUAGUCUUUGUCAACACCGAGGUUGGCUGGGACGGCGAAGGGUCGGACCGUCAAACGCUGGCGCUGGGCGUCGGUCAGGAUGAGUUGGUCAAAGCAGUCGCUGCUGCUAAUAAGAACACAGUCGUGGUGGUGUCCAGCCCAGACGCAGUGGCGAUGCCAUGGAUCGACGAUGUUGCGGCAGUGUUGGCGACCUUCUUCUCUGGACAAGCGAUGGGCGGCGCGGUGGCCGACAUCUUAUUUGGCGUGGUUAAUCCCUCAGGCAAGCUUACCACGAGCUUCCCUCGUGCUCUUGAGGACAUCCCGGGCUACCUAAAUUAUCCCGGGGAGAAUGGCGAGCAUAUCUAUUCCGAAGGUCUCUUUGUCGGUUACCGUACCUACAAUACUUGCAACACAGACCUCCUUUUCCCCUUUGGCUAUGGACUAAGCUACUCAACCUUCGAGUACAGUGACAUGGCCGUGAGUCAAUCUACGAUUCUCGACGGUGAUACGCUCAAGGUCAGCUUCAACAUUACCAAUACAAGUGCCGUCACAGGAAGCGAAGUGACCCAAGUUUAUGCCCGCUAUGGCAAGCCACGUGUCCGUCGCCCACGUCAUGAGUUGAAGGGCUUCACAAAGACGGUUGUUCCAGCGGGUGAAACAGUAAAGGUAGAGAUAUCGAUUGAUGCAGAUGACCUGCGCUACUACGACACGCUUCGAAAGAUGUGGAUUCUGGAUAACGACGACAUCGUUAUCGAGGUUGGCGCAUCGUCGCGCGACAUCAAGCUACAUUCUCAAGUGUCCACCCGUUCGCCUAUCGCUCGCUACCGCGAGAUCCUUGUAGACACACAGCCACAGAUCAUUCUUGAGACACCAGUUGCCCGAAAGAAAUUCCGUGCUUACCUCUCAGGUCGCCUUUCCAUCACUGAUGACGAGGCUGAGAAGAUGUUGAUUCACUGCGGCUCUUCGUUCUUCGGGCUGGUCACGACGCUUGAUCGUCGUUUGCGCCAACGCUUCCCCGCAACAGAGAUUCAAGCACUGCUAGACGACAUCAACUCGGAGAUUAGAGCUAAUGAAGCGGCCGGUAUUAUAGAUGCAUAA
This is a messenger RNA of Clonostachys byssicola, 2367 nucleotides long. The record is from the annotation of a GenBank genome assembly. NCBI's taxonomy places the organism in Eukaryota, Fungi, Ascomycota, Sordariomycetes, Hypocreales, Bionectriaceae.